UCAGCAGCGGGCCGACCGAACGUCUCCUACCUACCUGAGGCCUUUCGAGUUUCCACGACUUUCACAAGUUAAUUUUUUCUUUAAUACUGGCAGCUGAAACGGAUCCAAAAAAAAUAACAGAAAAAAUUUCGUUGUCUGUAUGCAAAACUUUGUUCGAAAUUUAAAGUGUUCUUUCGGAGUUUUUUCCGGGUGUUCAAACUGUUUUGGAGCUGGAACUUGGAAAACUUUGCGUUGUGAAAAUAUUUCGGGUUUAGUUGGUAAAAUGACAUAGCACUUCAAAAUUGACUAUGUGACAUCAAAGCAUGAUGUUGGACACCGACGAGAUACCAUCUCUGGAAGUGUCCAAAACAGCUCCGAUAUAUGAUGACGUGACCGUAUCUACGACAGUCGAUGUAUAUGUAAAUGAGAGCAUUCCAUCAAAUACGUCAUGGCCAGACCAGGAGGCAAUUUGUGUGGCGGUUGCCUCGGGAGAUUUCCUGUCCUCACCUCUAUUCCAAUCUUGCGUUUACAUCAUGUACUGUAUAGUCUUUGUCGUGGCCCUGCUAGGGAAUGGACUAGUAUGCUUCGUAGUGCAAACAUCGCCGCGAAUGAAGACCGUAACAAACUACUUCAUAGUGAACUUAGCUGUAGGUGAUAUUCUAAUGACACUGUUCUGUGUGCCGUUUUCAUUUGUGUCAAUGUUGGUAUUGAGGUACUGGCCGUUUGGGGCCGUGAUGUGUAAAGUGGUGAAUUACUCUCAAGCGGUGUCAGUGUUGGUGAGUGCGUACACGCUGCUGGCUAUAUCGAUAGACCGGUAUAUGGCCAUAAUGCGUCCACUGAGGCCGCGGCUCGGCAAGGCGGCCGCGAAGCUGGUAGUGGCGGCGGUGUGGGGCGGAGCGCUAGCGACUGCAGCCCCUAUCCCCAUCGUCUCCCAAAUACAAAGGCCGACGGAGUGGCAUCGGUUUUGUGAAGCAGAUAUUUGCCUCGAACAGUGGGAGCGCGCGGAGCAGAGCGAGCAGUACACGUGCGCGCUCCUCGCGCUGCAGUUCGUGCUGCCCCUGAGCGCGCUGGUGUGCACGUACGCGCGCAUCGCGCACGUCGUGUGGGGGGGCCGGCCGCCGGGGGAGGCGCAGACGCUCAGAGACUCCAGGAUGCAACGCUCCAAGAGAAAAAUGAUCAAGAUGAUGCUGACAGUAGUGGCAGUGUUCACAGUGUGUUGGCUGCCACUCAACGUGUUCAUUGUUCUAUGGACGAUACACGAGGAUGACAUGGCGUGGGCGGCGUGGCCAGGCAUGCCGUAUGUUUGGUUCGCGUCGCACUGGCUGGCGAUGUCGCACUCCUGCUACAACCCCAUCAUAUACUGCUACAUGAACGCUCGCUACCGGCGCGGGUUCAAACAGGCGCUGUGCUGUUUGCUCCGAGUUCGUCUGGAGCAGCCCUCGCGGUCGUGUCACAGGUCUAGUCUGUGUGAUGGAGUACCCAUGUCAGAAAUGGUGGGCGUGAACGGCAUCUCGCGCCGGGGCACGACCAGCAGCUGCGUGAGCCGCAUCCAUCGGGCCCCCACCUGCUCCUCCUGCUCCUCAUUCCGCCGCAAUGGGCUGCUGGCGGUCAAUAACAGCCCAGGGCCGCCCACCAUGAGGAUCACCAACCCGCCCGUACGAGCUCUCUCCGUCCGCACGCACUUUAAUUGAAUUAUUUCCCUUAUAUCUUAUUAAUUAAUUAAUUUAUUUAUUUAUUUACAAUCAUUAAUCAUCAUCAUCUGCCCUGCCUUUUCCCAUUCUUCUUGUCUUCUCCCACAAUGUUCUAUUAGCUCUCAUGUUAAAGUCCGUUUCUAAUAUCAUAUCGUCCCUAACACACCAUCCAACUUUUAUUCGGUUUUUCUCUCUCCAUACAUCCAUCAACCUUGAAUUUCAAAAUGUUUUAGUUGAUCAAUUCUCCUCGUAACAUGUUCACACCAAUCAGUCUAGUCAGUCUAUUGCCUCUAAUCUUAUCAUUUAUUGACUUCUAAUUUUAUCAAAAGUUUUUUUUCUUGUCACCAUAUGCCAAAUGAUCCAAUUUAUUUAUUAUAUGAUGACUCAAAGAUCCCACAUAAUUAUUUUCCUUUAAUAUCUCCAAUGUACAUACAUAGCUCACUUAUAGUUUUUAUAAAUGUUUAGUUAUGAUAAUAUUAUAUCUUGCCAUAUUCUAUAUAUUUUCCGGGCUCCACAGCCUGUUUCACCACUAUCUGAUAAAUUGUUGUAUUGUUUUCUGUCAGAUUGACCAACUGCAAGAUAAAUCUGCCUAAAAUUAUUUGUCAGUUAGCACUAUUCAACACUUAUGAAAUACAUUUUAUACGCUACUUGUUCGAUACGAGUAUGUUACGUAUAAGCUAUCAGAUACUCUAUCAGCAGCCAGUGAAAUAGGGCCUUUACCUCGUAUAGAUUUAUUUGUGAACGAAUUACGAAGCAGAAGGCAUACAAAAUCUUCACGAAACGUGACCGACGUCCGUCCAAAAAUAUAUUCUGAAAGGAAACUUCUCUUAAUAAAAUUUCAUAAAUAUUUUGAUCAAAAUGUUCCGGGAAUUUUAUUUCAAUUAGUGGACCGUCCCGACUUCGAGUGGGUAAAUCAUAAUAAAUUAUUUACCUAAACCUUUCUCAGGAAUCACUAUCUAGUGGUGAAAACAGUAUGAAUAUAGUAUACAUAUACAGUUAUUUUCGAGUUUAUCACGAACAGACAGACGCGGUAGAGGACAUUGUUUUUAAUAUGUAAAAAUUAUGUGAAAAUAUAAGUUUAACGAUUACAAAAGUUAAAAAUUAAAGCUUGGGACUUUUUUAUUAUAGUCUGUAUAACCCGUUAUUUUUUAUCAUAGUCUUUGAAUUGAAUCACAUUUUUUUCCCUUGCAAAUAAUUAUUUCAAUAAUAACAAAGUGAAAGAAAUGUAAUAAUUUGUCUGCACACUGAGAUUGGUAUGAUUAUAGUGCAGUAUGUCAGGUUAAAUCUAUCAAUGUUGUUUUUAUGCCUGUUCAAAAAUAUAUUUAAAAAAAACUACGCCUACAGAUAAAUUCUUGAACUAACAAUUCGAAGUAAUAAGUUUUUCUAGGUACAGUCAACAGCACAUCAAGUUACAUACCUACAUGAAUCUCUACGGCGCGGUAAUAACGGCGAGUUUACAAUUAAUUUGGGUAGAUUGAUGUACUGUUGACUGUACCAGAUUUAACCGACAUACAUACUACAUAUCGCAAACUCCUCUGACGCUGUCCUCGAUUCUAGAUCCACAACCGUUUGCCAGUUUUUUCGGAUACGGUCGUUAUCACGUAGGUUCUAUAAAAUUAAAUCCAAUGGGCAAACACAUGUGCCAGAAUUCGAUAUUUCACCAUAGGAUUUCAUUUUGCGUGUAUAUAUGGUACUUAUAUGCAUAACACAUGCUUUAUUUUUGCAUCCAGUUGAAGGAUAUUUUCCGUAUAAACCAUAUCCAUUCCUAUCACCAGGGAAAUAUUAUAUAGUUAAUUUCGUAAGGUUCUCAGCUAGUUCUAUGACCUUAUGAACGGUCGUAUAUAACACAAACAUAAUAAGAUCCAAAGUCCACUAUUAUUUUUUCCGAACUUAUUAAUAAUAAAAUUAAAUUAUAAAUAGAAUAGAAGUUUUUUU
Molecule: messenger RNA, 3605 nt
Organism: Plodia interpunctella (Indianmeal moth)
Lineage: Eukaryota; Metazoa; Arthropoda; Insecta; Lepidoptera; Pyralidae
Product: RYamide receptor-like
Exons: 7
Coding region: 303-1670 (455 amino acids)
Biological process (GO): neuropeptide signaling pathway
Cellular component (GO): plasma membrane
Molecular function (GO): neuropeptide Y receptor activity
Source: RefSeq, a predicted model, not a curated record